Yamadazyma jaroonii is the source of this 2703-nucleotide messenger RNA. The record is from the annotation of a GenBank genome assembly. NCBI's taxonomy places the organism in Eukaryota, Fungi, Ascomycota, Pichiomycetes, Serinales, Debaryomycetaceae.
AUGAGUGCUACUGAACCAACUAAUGAAAAAGUUGAUAAGAUCGUAUCUGAUGACGAAGAUGAAGAUAUUGAUGCUUUAAUUGAAGAAUUACAAUCUAACAAAGCUUUAGGUGAAGAUGAAGAAGAUGAAGAAGAAAUUGAAGGUUCAUUCAAAGCUGUUCCUGAAGAAUUAUUACAAACCGAUCCUUCAGUCGGUUUAACUUCCGAUGAAGUUUUAAGAAGAAGAAAGAAAUAUGGUUUAAAUCAAUUGGCCGAAGAAAAAGAAAACAUGUUUGUUAAAUUCAUCAUGUUCUUCGUUGGUCCAAUUCAAUUCGUUAUGGAAGCCGCUGCUAUCUUAGCUGCUGGUUUAGAAGAUUGGGUUGAUUUCGGUGUUAUCUGUGCUUUAUUAUUAUUAAAUGCUGCUGUUGGUUUCAUUCAAGAAUUCCAAGCUGGUUCUAUUGUUGAUGAAUUAAAGAAAACUUUAGCUCACACUUCAUUCGUUAUUAGAGAUGGUUCAUUAGUUGAAAUUCCAGCUAAUGAAGUUGUUCCAGGUGAUAUCUUACAAUUAGAAGAUGGUACUGUUAUCCCAACUGAUGGUAGAAUUGUUUCAGAAGAUUGUUUAUUACAAGUUGAUCAAUCUGCUAUUACUGGUGAAUCUUUAGCUGUUGAUAAAAAACAUGGUGAUUCUUGUUACUCAUCAUCAACUGUUAAAACUGGUGAAGCUUUCAUGGUUGUUACUGCUACUGGUGACUCUACCUUCGUUGGUAGAGCUGCUUCUUUAGUUAACAAAGCCGCUGCUGGUUCUGGUCAUUUCACUGAAGUCUUAAACGGUAUUGGUACUAUUUUAUUAGUUUUAGUUAUUGUUACCUUAUUAGUUGUUUGGACUGCUUGUUUCUAUAGAUCUGUUAGAAUUGUUGCUAUCUUAAGACACACUUUAGCUAUUACCAUCAUUGGUGUCCCAGUUGGUUUACCAGCUGUUGUUACCACCACUAUGGCUGUCGGUGCUGCUUACUUAGCUAAAAAACAAGCUAUUGUUCAAAAAUUAUCUGCUAUUGAAUCCUUAGCUGGUGUUGAAAUCUUAUGUUCUGAUAAAACCGGUACUUUAACCAAAAACAAAUUAUCUUUACACGAACCAUACACUGUUGAAGGUGUUGAAGCUGAUGACUUAAUGUUAACUGCUUGUUUAGCUGCCUCAAGAAAGAAGAAAGGUUUAGAUGCUAUUGAUAAAGCUUUCUUAAAAUCUUUAAUCAGUUAUCCAAGAGCUAAAGCUGCUUUAACUAAAUACAAAGUUAUUGAAUUCCAACCUUUCGAUCCUGUUUCCAAAAAAGUUACCGCCAUUGUUGAAUCACCAGAAGGUGAAAGAAUUGUCUGUGUUAAAGGUGCUCCAUUAUUCGUCUUAAAAACUGUUGAAGAUGAUCACCCAAUCCCUGAAGAUAUCCACGAAAACUAUCAAAACACUGUUGCUGAAUUCGCUUCAAGAGGUUUCAGAUCUUUAGGUGUUGCUAGAAAGAGAGGUGAAGGUCACUGGGAAAUCUUAGGUAUUAUGCCAUGUAUGGAUCCUCCAAGAGAUGAUACUGCUGCUACUGUUAAUGAAGCUAGAUCUUUAGGUUUAAGAGUUAAAAUGUUAACUGGUGAUGCCGUUGGUAUUGCUAAAGAAACUUGUAGACAAUUAGGAUUAGGUACUAACAUUUAUGAUGCUGACAGAUUAGGUUUAUCCGGUGGUGGUGACUUAGCUGGUAGUGAAAUUGCUGAUUUCGUUGAAAAUGCUGAUGGUUUUGCUGAAGUUUUCCCUCAACAUAAAUAUAAUGCUGUUGAAAUCUUACAAUCAAGAGGUUACUUAGUUGCUAUGACUGGUGACGGUGUUAACGAUGCCCCAUCAUUAAAGAAAGCUGAUACUGGUAUUGCUGUCGAAGGUGCCACUGAUGCUGCUAGAUCUGCUGCCGAUAUUGUUUUCUUAGCCCCUGGUUUAUCUGCUAUUAUUGAUGCUUUAAAGACUUCAAGACAAAUUUUCCACAGAAUGUAUUCUUAUGUUGUUUACCGUAUCGCUUUAUCAUUACAUUUAGAAUUAUUCUUAGGUUUAUGGAUUGCUAUCUUAAAUGAAUCAUUAAACAUUGAUUUAGUUGUUUUCAUUGCUAUUUUCGCUGAUGUUGCCACUUUAGCUAUUGCUUAUGAUAAUGCUCCUUAUGACCCAAGUCCAGUUAAAUGGAACUUACCAAGAUUGUGGGGUAUGUCUAUUGUCUUAGGUUGUAUCUUAGCUGUUGGUACUUGGAUCACUUUAACCACUAUGUUCAUGUUCAAAGAUGGUGAAAGAAAAGGUAUUAUUCAAAACUGGGGUGCCAUUGACGGUAUUUUAUUCUUACAAAUUUCUUUAACUGAAAAUUGGUUAAUUUUCAUUACUAGAGCUCAAGGUCCAUUCUGGUCAUCAAUCCCAUCAUGGCAAUUAGCUGGUGCCGUCUUAAUUGUUGAUAUCAUUGCUACCAUGUUCACUUUAUUCGGUUGGUGGUCACCAAGAUGGACUGAUAUUGUUACUGUUGUUAGAACUUGGAUUUGGUCAUUCGGUGUUUUCUGUACCAUGGGUGGUGCUUACUACUUAAUGAGUGAAUCUCAAGCUUUCGAUGACUUCUGUAACCGUAGAAAGAAGAAAUCUGAAUCUGAUCCAAGACACUUAGAAGAUUUCUUAAUGAGUAUGCAAAGAGUCUCAACUCAACAUGAAAAAUCUACUUAG